This is a messenger RNA of Schizosaccharomyces cryophilus OY26, 1709 nucleotides long. Its product is annotated as mannan endo-1,6-alpha-mannosidase. Gene Ontology annotation, biological process: fungal-type cell wall biogenesis; carbohydrate catabolic process. NCBI's taxonomy places the organism in Eukaryota, Fungi, Ascomycota, Schizosaccharomycetes, Schizosaccharomycetales, Schizosaccharomycetaceae. Bases 1 to 1329 code for a protein of 442 amino acids. Gene Ontology annotation, molecular function: mannan endo-1,6-alpha-mannosidase activity. The record is from RefSeq and is a predicted model, not a curated record. The transcript has 4 exons.
AUGUAUAGUCUAUUAAUCUUUUUACUCUCUUUUCCUUCGUUUCUCUGUAUCAAGGGAUUCAUGUUAGACCCAAAUGAUACCUCUUCCGUUGAUGAAGCUGCAGGUGUAGUUGCUGAUGGGUUGCUAAAUUAUUAUGCUGGAUACAAAAAAGGAGGGACCAUUGGAAUGUUUUUACCGCCUGCGUAUUGGUGGGAAGCAGGUGCUGCUUGGAAUGGUCUUUUAAAUAGAUAUUUAUCUACUGGAAAUUCAACCUAUAAUGAUCUCGUAAAGACGAGCAUGUUAUAUCAAGUGGGUGAAAAUUCUGAUUAUAUGCCUUCUAAUUUUUCAACCUCAGAAGGUAACGACGAUCAGGCUUUUUGGGGUCUCGCUGCAAUUUCAGCUGCAGAAGCUAAUUUUUCUAAUCCGAACGCUGAUGAGCCUCAAUGGCUAGAACUGGCUCAAUCUGUUUUUAACCAACAGGUUAAUCGCUGGGACGGUAGUAAAUGUGAUGGAGGAAUAAGAUGGCAAAUAACAGAAUUUAAUUCUGGUUUCGACUAUAAAAAUUCCGUAACGAACGGUGCCUUUUUUCAGCUUGCUGCGAGAUUGGCGCGCUUCACUGGAAACGACACUUAUACGCAAUGGGCCGAAAAAGUGUACAAUUGGAGCAUCAAAGUAGGUUUUGUUCACGAGGAUUAUACCGUUUUUGACGGGACAUCAACAAAAGACAACUGCUCUUCCAUUGAAACUACCGAGUGGACCUACAACAGCGGCUUGUACAUGGCGGGUGCAGCGUUUCUGUAUAAUCAUACAGGAUCGUCAAUCUGGAGAACAAGGACAGAAGGUUUUGUAAAUAAGGCGAUUGAUUCCUUCUUUCACAACGAUGUUUUAUACGAACCAGUUUGUGAGCUUAAUGGCUCCUGUAACUAUGACCAAACAUCCUUUAAAGGAUUUUUGGCUCGAUUUAUGGUGUACACUGCGCAAAUGGCCAGUUAUAUGCUUCCUAAGAUUGAGCCUCUUUUGUACAAGACAGCCAUUGCUGCAGCAAAAGCUUGCUGCGGAGGUCAUGAUGGAGUUACUUGUGGCUUUCAGUGGUGGUGGUUUAAUGAUACAUGGGAUGGGCUUUAUGGUUUAGGAGAACAAUUAUCUGCAUUAGAGGCAAUACAGGCGCCUUUGUUACUUAAAAACAUUCAUAUUUAUAAUAGCACCGAUGGUGGGUCUUCUACUGGGGAUCCUAUGGCUGGCUUGUACACGCCGACAGUAUCGUUUGCUAUGACGAAGUUCACGAUUGAAAAGCAGCAUUGGAUUCUUCUUAUUAUUAGCCUUGUUCUUUUGUUACUUGUAGCAUUUUAAAAUGUUUCUUUCAAGGUAGACGUCGAUUGUCUAUACACCUUGAGUUACUGAGGUAGUUCUUUGGAGCUCUGAAGGCUUUCUUUAGUACUUUCACUAUCGUGUUUCCAACAUCAGUAGUGUUUUAAAGUUAUUUAGUUACGGUAAACGAUUCUUUUCGGUGCCUAGGAAAAUUGCAGACAACUUUGAGUAGAGACUCUAUUUGCUUUCAAAGGCAUAUAUUCCUUUCAUUUGGAUAUACUUAUUAUGCUACUUUCCUUCGUUUUUUGUUUAUAUAGAAUUUUACAGCAUGCUUUCAUUUCAGGUUAUAAGAGAAUGAAUUUACAAAUGGAAAUUUAUAUUGUAUAUAAAGUUAGCAAAUUAGUAAAUAUUUCCAAGCAGUG